Molecule: messenger RNA, 5175 nt
Organism: Schistosoma bovis
Lineage: Eukaryota; Metazoa; Platyhelminthes; Trematoda; Strigeidida; Schistosomatidae
Source: the annotation of a GenBank genome assembly
CGUCAACGCAGAAUUUUGAAUUUGACCUGGUGCUGCGUGCUGACCUCGCCUUGUUGGGUUGUAAGGACAGUAAAUAUGCACGUAAAUGGAUGCAUGGGCAGCAAUCUUUCGGACGUCUUCCCUUCACUUCCUUUCCAAGACUCAAUGAAUAACUCUGUCAAUGGUUCAGUCUUGAAUAUAAACGGACCAAACGUAAACAACAUUGAUACUAUGUCUCGACUCAAGUUUCUUGGCUUAAAUUUGGGGAAUAAUAAUCAGAAUGGAAAUAGUAACACCCUUUGUAAUGAAGAUCGCUCACGCACCAAUUUGAUUAUCAACUACCUUCCUCAGAGCUACGACCAAAACGAUCUCCAGCGUCUUUUUGAGCGAGUGGGACCUAUUAGGCAGUGUAAGCUUAUUAGAGACAAGAACACGGGCGCUAGUUUGUGUUAUGGGUUCGUAGAUUUCGUGAACCCUCAGCACGCAGCUUUAGCAAUACAAACCUAUCAUGGCUAUGAGACGGAGCAGAAACGACUGCGUGUGGCGUACGCCAGUUCAGGUGGUCGUCGGUUCACACCAGGACAUCGUCUCCAAACAUUUUCCAAUGGAACUAAUUUCCCAGGUUCAUUAAACUCUGAAGUCACAAAUGAAAAUAUAAUUGGAUGGGAGAUUAUAGUAACUGGGAUACCUGUAGAGUGGACGGAACCGGAUUUACUCCGUCUCUUUUCUAAUUUCGGGGCCGUUGUGGUUAUUAGAUUAUUAGCUCCUCAAUUUCCCGAUUCACCGCCAGGUCAAAAGCCUCGUCUCAGUCCCGCUUUGAAUGGAGCUUCAAGUGAUAUGAGUUCAGAAUCAGCAGACACCAAGUUCACUUCAAGUGCAUCUGUCAUUUUCCAGGAGAAAAAUAAUGCUGAACUUUCUGUUUUGCGCUUGAAUGGUUAUCAGGCCCCAGAAUGGACCACACCGCUUAGAUUGCGUUUAAUUGGUUCAGUAACAAGAGAAACUUAUGGACUGUUUUACUUUUCUUCGCGUCAGUCACCACUCCCGCUUAAUCGUACAACUAACAACAACAGUAACGCCGAUCCGUUGACCGAAUCGAAUAUACUCACAAAUGUGCUGAAUAGACGGACGCUGAACACACUAGGCUGCGCUGUGCAUGGAAAUUCACAAAGUCAGUAUAUGGCAGAAACAAAAAACUCUGAAGUCACUCUAAACGUAGCAGUGGAAUCUAGCAGUUCCCUCCAGUUACCGUCAAACCCACCGUUCGGCAUCCCUCCUCGACCAAUCAUGCGAAACAAAAUCACUGAUCACAACCUAACAUCGAUCUUCAACCGCGACGUCCUCUCACAAACCAGUUCGUUAAAUGUCUUGGAUUUCCUUGACGGUCACCAUAAUGCAAACUCACCAGGUUUGGUUGCUGGGGUUGAUCGCUGUUCAUCCAGAGAAAUUUCGAUAAUUAACACGCUAAACUCCCAACGAACUGUCGACAAUGACCAGCCGAAAUUGGAACAGUCUCUCAGGAACUUGACGAAUACAACGAGUCAUUCUCCAUGGCUGUUUUCCCAACAGCGGUCUGUACUUAACCCACUCCCGGAAACUGGACGUUCUGACGAAAUAAACCCGAGUGCUUUGACAGCUGGAGUAUGCAGGCGUUUGUCUGUUAAAAGUCCUUUGAUACCAAGUCCUGUCUUGUCGAGUUUAUUAACACAGCGGGGUUGUCAGAUGAACAUAUGGCUCAAACUAGAAAAUAUUCAACCGACUGGAUCAUUCAAAAUACGUGGUGUUGAAAAUGUGGUUCGCAAGUGGGCAGCCGCGGGAGUGACUCAUAUUGUCUGUCCAACUACUGGGAAUGCAGGCAUAGCCGUAUCUUUUGCAGCUCACACUUACAGAAUAAACUGUACAUUAGUAGUUCCUGAGGCUCUUGAGCAAACUAUUAGACGGCGCCUAUCAUUAGAGGCGCAGGAAGCCAAGAUCGUUAUUGGUGGCACCAGUUUCUUGGAGGCCCAUCACCGCGCUGAACAAUUAGUAAACGACCUACAAUCUGGACAUAAUGAUCCCACUGUCCGACUUCUUCAUCCUUAUGAUCAGCCUGAACUAUGGGAAGGAUACGAAACUAUUGUCGACGAAGUCACUCCAGAAAUCGGUCAACCAGAUGCUAUAGUUGUCGCCGUUGGUGGUGGAGGGUUGCUUGCAGGCGUCAUACAAGUGAGUGUCGUCACAUUUUGAAACUUCUUCCAUCUAAAAUUUGGUAUCCCAUGUACAGCUUAAUACUCCGAGGGUUAGCAAUACUACCUGAAUCAAAGUGAAUAUAGGUGCCUUGAAUGUAUGGUCCACUGACUGUAAACCAAAUCAUCUAUCCUCCUGUCUCCUACAAAAAUGUUUGUAUAUAUCUGUAACAUUUUUCAUGUUAUUUUUACUCACGAUGUUAACCCAGUUCUAUAAUGCUGAUACAGCAAAAAUUUGUAAAUUCAGGCUUCACAUUCAUAGUCAGUACAUUUAACAACGAACUUCAUAAUUCAAAUACGCUGGACAACUAAAAUAUCUUAAUAUAUUUUUAAGGUGAUGCCUUUUUAUAAACCUUUUAUCCCACAAAUAAGUUUUAUCCAGGGCUUAUUCUCCGAAGAUUUUCAUGAGAUAUUUCUACAUGUUUAGGGUCUGUGGAAUAGAGGAUGGUCUUCAACCCAUAUCGUAACUGUGGAAACAGAGGGAGCAGAUUGCUUAAACCGUUCAUUGAAAUCUGGUCAGUUAGCAGUUAUCCCACGAAGCUCAACGAUUGCAACUUCUCUCAGCGCCCCAGUCUUGGCACAGCGUGCUUGGAGUUUGGCUCAAUGCCAUUCGAUUAGUGCAGUGACCUGUACUGACGGAGAGGCAGUUGAUGGAGUUAAACGUUUUUUGGGUAAGAUCUUGUUUCAGUAGCUUCACACAUUAUUUCUGUACCCGUCCCGAACUUCGUAUAUUGACGAUGACAUUAUUCCUGUCGAUGAUAAGGUUACCACUUUGAAGUCAGCCAAACAAACUAGGUUUAGAAGUAGACUUAAGUAGCCACACAUUUCAAACGUCUGUCAGUGUUGGAAAUGUACACGUUAACAAGUUCUGAUCAAGAGCAUUGGAUGUCUUAGUCAUACGAAAAUCAAUUUGUGUUGCCUUACACUCCACAAGACUAACAUAUUUCAACCAUGUUGGUCAGUCAGCUUCAACGUAGGACCAGGCGCUUAUAAGCAUCAGUCCAAGUUGCCAUAUCUCUUGAGCACAGCAAGAUAAGCAUCAAAUUCAUAGAAGCUGUUACUUCAGUGGUAUUAAUAUGUAUAAACAAAGAUUACAUAUUAUGAGGACAUGAUACAAGGUUUAACCAUGUCAAUUAAGAUUAAUUGGGAACUAGCAGUAUGUCACAUGUAACCAAUCCGAGUUAGUUGUGUAAGUUCCUAGUCGACCACAUCCAGAUAGACAUUGUCAUAGUUAUCUUUGAUAAUGUGUAGCGUACUCUAAAGCACAGUUUCAAGCCUUCAGCAUUUUCUUCCAUCAAAAUUCUGCCUUGUCAUACCUCACUAAUAUGAAGGUUUUCUAUACAUUUCAGAUGACCAUGGAAUGCUUGUUGAUCCAGCUUGUGGAGCAGCACUUUCGACUAUAUAUUCAGGCUACCUAUCACGCCUACAACUAGAGGGUCGCCUACCUCGUCCCUCCAAUGUUCUGAUAAUUAUCGGCGGUGGACGGAAUGUCUCUUUUCGUCAGUUGAUUGACUGGGAAAACCAAAUGUCUUCAUUUGCUCCAGAACAAAUUGCUGCAUCUGUUUUACCGCCUUUAUCAAGUUCUUACAUCACUCACUUAUCACCUCGUUCGACAUGCCAAGAAAUACCUAAAUCUUCAGCAAUGACUCAUUACACGUCAGGGACUGAACACGAAGAAGGCAGAGUUGGGACCCCAACACCAAACACGCCGCGAUCUGUGUGUGCUAUUUUGAGCAGAACUGCAGUCUCCAGGUCUGAUGCUGCUGACCACCACAUGUCAGUUUGCAAUGGACUGGAGGUCGAAAAUAGUUCUGAAUGCGCUGGUUCUUUAAAUCCACACGACCUAAUGAAUUUCUCCAAACUCCUGGCCUCAUCUGAGGCUGAAGGUGAAGAAGGUGGGCUACGUGAAUAACAACCUUCAGAUUAAUCAAUGUUAACCAUGUUUUAUUUUUACUUCUAUAUUUUGACUAUAAACAGUUUUAUGUUUUUCUGUUUUCUAGGCUUAGGUUAUCUUGAAUACCAUAUACUUAAUUAUUUUUGACUGCUUUUGUUUGUUUGGAUUUUUCUUAUUGAAAUUGAAAUUUUUAGACGGCUGCAACACGCGGACAAGCAUUAAUCACUCUUGAUUUAUUAUUUGUUUAUUGGAUUUCGUAUUCUUUUUUCAUUUGGUGGUUAUUAUAGUCUUUGAAUGCUGAUCCACUUAUUUGUUUAUUUUAGUCUUUAUUGUCUUAUAGAUAUUUGUUUUGUUUACUCUUCAUUAGUUUAUAAUUUGUUUCGUCAUUUUGUCGUCAUUUCCACUUAUAUUAAUCUGUUUAACGCGCUGUUAUGGUGUAAGAUUCGAGGACUAUUACAUCCAUAUGAGAGAGAAAAUACAUCUAAUAAACAAAUAAUGAAUCAACAGAGAUCAAUGCGUGUCGGUCGUGCAAAUUUGUUAGCGCAUCUAUUUACCAGUGAUUGAAUUCUCUUGAUGGUUAUCAUGUCUCCCUACCUCACUUCAUCUAUUUUAUGCUUCAUCUUUCUCUGUAAACUUGGCCUAUUUUUUCAUUAAAUGAGCAUCAUUUCAUAUAAAUUAACCAUUCCGUUCCUCUAGUUUAUUUUCGCAAAUUGAUUUAGUUAAUUUGUGUGUAACGCCUUACUUGAAGCAAGGUGGACACAGUCGCAUUUGUUUUGUUUUUAUCUUAUGUUACUUAUCUUUAUCGUACUACACAAUUAUUUCGCACUUGUGCCUUUCUUUUUAUAGUCAUUGUGUGUUUUUAUUAUUUCUGGCAAGCAGCAUUACUUUCUAAUCUGAUAGAGUACAAGAUUUUGGAUUUAUUUACUCUAUUGUAUUUCGUUUUCAAUAAUGGAAACAAUUAUGUAUGGUUUUGCUUGUUGGUUUUUUGUAGUCUUUUUUAUUACCAUUUACUUAUAAUGUGUAUCACCUACAUUACUUUGCAUUGUUUUUUAAUUUUCAUUGCAUAAAUUUGUGUGUUGC